Terrapene triunguis (Three-toed box turtle) is the source of this 1522-nucleotide messenger RNA. It is a transcript of the gene RNF31, whose product is annotated as ring finger protein 31. The transcript is spliced from 8 exons. The annotation marks the transcript as partial. Gene Ontology annotation, molecular function: ubiquitin protein ligase activity; K63-linked polyubiquitin modification-dependent protein binding; K48-linked polyubiquitin modification-dependent protein binding. Gene Ontology annotation, biological process: protein linear polyubiquitination. Lineage: Eukaryota; Metazoa; Chordata; Testudines; Emydidae. The record is from RefSeq and is a predicted model, not a curated record. Gene Ontology annotation, cellular component: LUBAC complex.
UCACCCGAACCCCGAUAUCCUGCAGGGAAUGCUGCAGGGGGGGCAGGAGGUGACCCUCAUCCCGGACUCGGUGCCCGUCCACGACACGGCGCCCCCCGGAGCCCUGCCCCAGACGGGGCCGGCCCCCCUGGCCACCUGCCUGCUGUGUGGGCUGGAGCCAGCGUCCCUGCUCUGCCCCGAAUGCAACCAGAGUCUCUGCCCCGAAUGCGACCGUCUCUUCCACAAGCACCCAGCCCGAGCCCAGCACCGGCGCCUGUCCGUGGGGGAGCUGGGCUUGGGGGCUGGGCCCCCUGCACAGAGCCUGUCCAUGGUGCCAUCGGAGCCCCCGGUCGGCCGCCCGGCCCUGCCCCCGAAGCCGCGCCUGCCCUGGCGCUGUGCCGCCUGCCGUGCCCCCAACGAGGCACGGGCCGUGCUGUGCGUGGGGUGUGACCGGCCCCGGGGCUGCCCCACACCCCCCAACCCCCCACCCGAUGGGGACCCCCUCCGGGGGGGCUGGGCCUGCCAGACUUGCACCUUCCUUAACCCUGGCCCCACCGUGCUGUGCGCCGUGUGUGAGCGCCCUCGGCUGGCCGGCCGGCCCGGCGCCCCCGACCCCCAGCAUCCCCCGGAUGGCCCCCCGGUGCCCAUGCAGGCCAAGGGGGCCCCAGGCUGGAAGUGUGAACACUGCACCUUCUGGAACCAGCUGCCUGGGCGGGUGUGUGAGGUUUGCAACAGGACCAGCCAGCUUGGGGGCCCCACCCAGGAAGAGAAGGGACCCCGGCGUCCGGGCAAGCCCCACCCCCUCUCACCAGAGGAGGUGGAGCGUCGGCGGCAGGAGAAGCUGCGAGAGGACGGGAUGAAGCUGGUGGCCAUGAUCCGGGAGGCGGAGCUGGCAGGCGUGCCCCCAGAGGAAGUGGGGGCGGCACUGCGGUACUCAGGGACAGAGCUGCCCCUGCCCUGGCUGCGCUCGGAGCUGCCCGCGGUGCUGGACGCGGUGGUGGAACAGGCCACGGAGCAGGGGGCAGGCGCCGAGCUGGGCGCCAUCACCCAGCAGGAGGCUCGCGCCGCCUGGACCCAGAGCCAGGGCGAUCUGGACGAGGCCGUGAGCCGCUGCCUGAGCGCCCGGCGCAGCAAGGUGCGGGAGCUGGCGGCGCUGGGGUUCGGAGAGCGGGGGCCAGUGCUGCAGGCGCUCUACCAGAACGGGGGCGACCUGUGGGGGGCCCUGACGGAGCUGCAGCGCCUCCAGCUGGAGCCAUUCCACCGGCGCAUGUGGGAGCCGGCCGAGCCCGAGAUUGACUUCCACACGCCCGACCGGCAGGCGCUGCUGCGGCGGCUGCUGGCCUCGCUGGCGCUGCCCAGCUGGGGGCGGGCGGAACUGGUUCUGUCACUGGUGCGGGAGCAGGAGGUGGUGGAGAACCGGGGGAGGCCGGCGGCCUUGGCCGACAUCGUGGACGCCGUGCGGGCCUCCCCCGACCGCGACUUCAUCAAACGCCUGCUCAACUGGGAGUGCGCCGUGUGCGGCUGGGCGUUUCCCCGCAACCAG